AUGGAGAAACACCAUGGGCAUGUGUCUGUCCAUUCGGACAUCCUCUCCUUGGAAAACCAGUGCCUGGCCAUGCUUCCUGACCCGAAGACCAUGGACAAACUCGAUGGGCAUAUGUCUGUCCAUUCGGACAUCCUGUCCUUGGAGAACCGGUGCCUGGCCAUGCUUCCUGACUUGAAGUCCAUGGAAAAACCAUGUGGACAUGUGCCUUCCCACCCAGAUGUCCUCUCCUUGGAGAACCGGUGCCUGGCCACCCUCCCCAGUCUAAAGAGCACUGUGUCUUCCAGCUCCUUGCUCCAGUGUCUCCAGAUAUCUCACAUGAUGCAAGAUGAUUUGUGCAGCCUGAACACCAGCACUUGCUUGCUCUCUAAGCCUUCAAUUUGGAGGGCUCAGUGUCUAUCUAAGGAACUAGAUCUUCUGACCUGCCCCAUGGCCUUGAAAUCCAUCUCUGCCACAGAGAAUGUUCAGGAAGCAACUCUGGGCUGUUGGUCGUACUCAGAAGAGAAAAAGCCAGAAGAGAAGGAAGGAACAGAAGCCCAAAUGCCUCUUUAUAGUUUAAGCUUGGGAGAGGAGCAGGAGGUGGAGGAGCUGAUCCUGAAGCUCACAUCUGGAGACUCCGAAUCUUGUCCUGAGCCCACUGACCAGGCCCUUCAGGAAAAGAAGAUGGUUCUAAUGAGCUUGCUGUGCUCUACUGUGGCCUCAGAUGUAAAUAUGGAAGAUGUGAGUGACCCCAUCCGGUCUUCCAUCCUGGCAGCCUGUAGUGAACUUGCACCCUUGGAGCCUGAGUUUAUACUCAAGGCAUCUUUGUACACCAGGCAACAGCUUAACCUGCGAGAUGUGGCCAAUAAACUCUUGGCCAUUGCGGCCUUCUUACCAGCCUGCCGCCCCCACCUGCGACGAUAUUUCUGUGCCAUUGUCCAGCUGCCUUCUGAUUGGAUCCAGGUAGCCAGGUUCUACCAGAGCCUGGCUGAAAGAGACGAGAAGAAGCUGGUGCCCCUGCCUGCCUGCCUCCGUGCUGCUAUGACUGACAAAUUUGCUCAGUUUGAUGAGUACCAGCUGGCUAAGUACAAUCCUCGGAAGCACCGGGCCAAGAGCCGUCCCCGCCGGGCCCCCCGCCUUCCAGUCAGUCUGUGCCUCAGCUCUUGUCAUUCACAACUGAGGCCCCUUUUAUCUCGGAAGUGGGGGACAAGGGAAUAUGCCGACCCUAAGGGGUCUUACACCCAGAACAGAAGGAGUCAGAGAAAUCCAGAGGAGCUGGGUGGAGCUCAGGGGCAGAGACAGCAGAGCAGGCCUCUUUUCCAGCUGGCUUUCUUUUUGGUAGAGAAGGACCUUCGGGGCUAUCAGAAUGGGUCUCUGUAGGGACUACCUCCAUUUCUCUUUCUGAAACUUCUUUUCCUUCCUCUACAGAAGACGAAGCAUCCAUUUUCUAUGAAAUAUUUUCCAAGAUGCUUUAUUUCUCUUAAAGACACACAGAUGAAGUUUGAGGCAUCCUACAAUGACGUGCCAAAGAAAAAGCAUCAGUCAAUGUUCACUCUGAAGAAAUUGGUACAGCGACUGCAUAUCCGGGAGCCUGCUCAGCACGUCCAAGCACUCCUGGGCUAUAAAUACCCCUCCAACCUACAGCUCUUUUCUCGAAGUCGCCUCCCUGGGCCAUGGGAUCCUAGCAAAGCUGGGAAGCGGAUGAAGCUCUCUAGGCCAGAGACCUGGGAGCGGGAGCUGAGCCUGCGGGGAAACAAAGCUGCCGUCUGGGAAGAACUCAUCGACAAUGAGAAGCUACCCUUUAUGGCAAUGCUUCGGAACCUGUGCAACCUGCUGCGGGUUGGAAUCAGCACCCACCACCACGAGCUUGUUCUCCAGAGACUCCAGCAUGCGAAGUCGGUGAUCCACAGUCGGCAGUUCCCAUUCAGAUUCCUUAAUGCACAUGAUUCCAUCAAUUACCUUGAGGUUCAACUCAGAAAUAAAGCAUUGCCCUUUCCUUCCAAUACAAAACUGAUGAGGUCGAUAAUGAUCAGAAACUCAAGAAAUGGCAGGAGUUGUGCCCUCAACAGCAGUCGUCGUGAGCUUCGGGCAGCAAUGAUGGUACCUGUGUUGUAUGAGCAGCUCAAGCGGGAGAAGCUGAAAAUACACAAGGCCAGACAAUGGCAGUAUGAUGGUGAGAUGCUGGACCAGUAUCGACAGGCCCUGGAGACAGCUGUGAACCUCUCUGUGAAGCACAGCCUGCCCCCACUGCCGGGCCGCACCCUCUUGGCCUAUCUGACAGAUACAAAUGCAGACAAGCUCUGUCCCAAGAGCAACUCACAAGGGCCCCCGCUGAACUAUGUGCUGCUAUUGAUUGGAAUGAUGAUCGCUCGGGCAGAGCAGGCUGAUAUCUUGCUGUGCGGAAGAGGCACUCUGAAGACUGCAGUGCUUAAGGCAGAAGAAGGUAUCCUAAAGACGGCCAUCGAGCUCCAGGCUCAAGUCCAGGAGUUGGAAGAAAAGCAUGAAUGUCCCGUGCAUACUUUUGGGAAAUACCUGUUGUCUCUGGCUGCUCAAAGAGUCCCUGUGGACAGGGUCAUCCUCUUUGGCCAAACGAUGGAUAAGGUAAUGAUAAAUGUGGCCAAACAGAUUUUCUGGCAGCAUGUGAAUUCCAAGUGCCUCUUUGUUGGUGUGUUCCUAAAAAGGACAGGAUACAGAUCACCAGAUAGGAAUCCCAAUGAUGUGACACUCUCAGGCUGUACUGAUGGGAUACUGAAGUUCAUCGCAGAGCGUGGGGCCUCCCGUCUUCUGGAACAUGUGGGCCAAAUGGACAAAAUAUUCAAGAUUCCACCUCCCCCAGGAAAGACAGGGGCCCUGUCUCUCCGGCCACUGGAAGAAGAUGCUCUAAGGCCCUUGGUUCCCAUUUCCCAGCUUGGAUGGCGCAGCAUCCGGCUUUUUAUUUCAUCCACUUUCCGAGACAUGCACGGGGAGCGGGACUUGCUGCUGAGGUCCGUGCUGCCUGCACUACAGGCCCAAGCGGCACCCCACCGCAUCAGCAUUCUCGGCAUUGACCUGCGCUGGGGCAUCACUGAGGAGGAGACCCGCAGGAACAGACAACUGGAAGUGUGUCUUGGGGAAGUGGAGAACUCGCAGCUGUUUGUGGGGAUUCUGGGCUCCCGUUAUGGCCACAUUCCCCCCAACUACAGCCUCCCUGACCAUCCUCACUUCCGCUGGGCCCAGCAGUACCCUUUAGGGCGCUCUGUGACAGAGAUGGAGGUGAUGCAGUUCCUGAAUCGGGGCCUCCGCCUGCAGCCCUCUGCCCAGGCUCUCAUCUACUUCCGGGAUUCUAGUUUCCUCAGCUCUGUGCCAGAUGCCUGGAAAUCUGACUUUAUUUCUGAGUCUGAAGAGGCUGCACAUCGGAUCUCAGAACUGAAGAGUUACUUGAGCAGACAGAAAGGGAUUACCUGUCGCAGAUACUCCUGUGAGUGGGGGGGUGUCACAGCUGGCCGGCCCUAUGUUGGGGGGCUGAAGGAGUUUGGGCAGUUGGUUCUGCAGGAUGUGUGGAAUAUGAUCCAGAAGCUUUACCUACAGCCUGGGGCCCAGCUGGAGCAGCCAGUGUCCAUCCCAGAUGAUGACUUGGUCCAGGCCACGUUUCAGCAGCUGCAGAACCCACCGAGUCCUGCCCGACCACGCCUUCUUCAGGACACAGUGCAGCAGCUGAUGCUGCACCGUGGGAGGCUGAGCCUGGUGACUGGGCAGUCGGGACAGGGCAAGACCGCCUUCCUGGCAUCCCUUGUGUCAGCCCUGCAGGCUUCUUCUGAUGGGGCCAAGGUGGCCCCCUUAGUCUUCUUCCACUUUCCAGGGGCCCGUCCAGACCAGGGCCUUGCCCUCACCCUGCUCAGACGCCUGUGUACCUAUCUGCAUAGCCAAGUGCAAGAGCUGAGCACCCUCCCCAAUACCUACCGAGGCCUGGUGUGGGAGCUGCAGAGGCUGCUGCCCAAGUCUGCUCAGGCCCUGCAACCUGGCCAGGCUCUGGUCCUGAUCAUUGAUGGGGCCGACAGGUUGGUGGAUCAAAAUGGGCAGCUGAUCUCUGACUGGAUCCCAAAGACCCUUCCCCGGAAAGUACACCUGGUACUGAGCAUGUCUAGUGACUCAGGCCUGGGGGAGACACUUGAGCAGAGCCAAGGUGCCCACGUGGUGGCCCUGGGGACUCUGGAGCCAUCUGCCCGGGCCCAGCUAGUGAGAGAGGAGCUGGCUCUGUACGGGAAGCGGCUGGAGGAGUCGCCUUUUAACAACCAGAUGCAGCUGCUGCUGGUGAAGCGGGGCUCAGGUCUGCCACUCUACCUGCGCUUGGUCACCGAUCACCUGCGGCUCUUCACGCUUUAUGAGCAGGUGUCUGAGCGGCUCAGGACCCUGCCUGCCACUGUCCCCCUGCUGCUGCAGCACAUCUUGAGCACCCUGGAGCAGGAGCACGGCUCCGAUGUCCUUCCCCAAGCCUUGGCCUCCCUUAAGGCCACACGUAGUGGUCUGACUGUGGACCAGCUGCAUGGAGUGCUGAGUGCGUGGCGUAUACUGCCCAUGGGGACUAAGAGCUGGGACGAAGCAGUGGCUGCUGGUAGCAGUGGAGACCUCUACCCCAUGGGCCCAUUUGCCUACCUAGUCCAGAGUCUGCGCAGUUUGUUAGGGGAGGGCCCCCUGGAGCGCCCUGGUGCCCGGCUGUGCCUCCCUGAUGGGCCUCUGAGAACAGCAGCUACACGUCGCUAUGGGAAGAGGCUGGGGCUGGAGGAAACGGCACACACCCUCAUUGCAGCUCAGCUCUGGAAGAUGUGUGACCCUGAUGCCCCAGGCACUUUCCGAAGCUGCACUCCUGAGGCUCUGGGAGACCUGCCUUACCACUUGCUCCACAGUGGGAACCGUGGCCUUCUUUCAAAGUUCCUCACCAGUCUCCACGUGGUGGCUGCACACCUGAAAUUGGGUCUGGUCUCUCGGCUCUUGGAGGCCCAUGCCCUCUAUGCUUCUUCAGUCCCUGAACAGGAACAAAAGCUCCCUGAGGCUGACGUUGCUGUAUUUUGCACCUUCCUUAAGCAGCAGGCUCCAAUCCUCAGCCAGUACCCCCUACUCCUGCCCCAGCAGGCAGCCAACCAGCCUCUAGACUCACCUGUUUGCCACCAGGCCCCCCUGCUCUCCCAGCAAUGGCACCUCCGGCGCAUGCUGCGAUGGCUUAAUAAGCCCCAGACCAUGAGGGAUCAGCAAACCUCCAGCCUGACUCUGGCAGUUUCCUCAUCCCCCACCGCUGUGGCCCUGUCCCCCAAUGGGCAAAGAGCAGCUGUGGGAACUGCCAGUGGGACAGUUUACCUGUUGGACCUGAGAACCUGGCAGGAGGAGAAGUCAGUGGUGAGUGGCUGUGAUGGAAUCUCCUCCUGCUCAUUCCUCUCUGACAGUGCCCUCUUUCUCACUGCCUUCAGCGGGCUCCUGGAGCUCUGGGACCUGCAGCAUGGUUGUCGGGUGUUCCAGACCAAGGCCCACCAGUACCAAGUCACUGGCAGCUGCCUGAGCCCAGACCGCCGGCUGCUGGCUACCGUGUGCCUGGGGGGAUGCCUAAAGCUGUGGGACACAGUCCAUGGGCAGCUGGCCUUCCAGCACACCUGUACCAAGCCCCUGAACUGCACUGCCUUCCAUCCAGAGGGGCAGGUAAUAGCCACAGGUAGCUGGUCUGGCAGGUUCAGCUUCUUCCAUGUGGACGGGCUCAAAGUCACCAAGGAACUGGGGGCCCCAGGAGCCUCUGUCCGUACCUUGGCCUUCAAUGUGCCUGGGCGGGUUGUAGCUGUUGGCCGGUUGGACGGCACGAUGGAGCUGUGGGCCUGGCAAGAGGGGGCACGGCUGGCUGCCUUCCCUGCCCACUGUGGCUUUGUUGCUGCUGCGCUUUUCCUGCGGGCUGGGUGCCAGUUACUGACGGCUGGAGAGGAUGGCAAGGUCCAGGUGUGGUCAGGGUCUCUGGGUCGGCCCCGUGGGUGCCUGGGUUCCCUCUCUCUCUCUCCUGCCCUUUCCGUCGCUCUCAGCCCAGAUGGUGACCAGAAAGUCUUCCUCUCUCUCUCUAUUUCCAAUGCAGAGGAUUUCACGGUGCAGCUGUGGCCGAGGCAGUUGCUGACACUGCCUCACAGGGCAGAAGAAUUUCCCUGUGGCACUGAGCUCCGGGGACAUGAGGGCCCAGUGAGCUGCUGUAGCUUCAGUGCUGAUGGAAGCAGCCUUGCUACUGGGGGCAGGGAUCGGAGCCUACUCUGCUGGGAUGUGAGGACACACAAAGCCCCUGUUAUGAUCUGCUCCUUCCCUGCCUGUCACCGUGAUUGGGUCACUGGUUGUGCCUGGACCAAAGACAACCUACUGAUCUCCUGCUCCAGUGAUGGCUCUGUGGGGCUCUGGGACCCACAGUCAGGACAGCAGCUUGGUCAGUUCCUGGGUCAUCAGAGUGCUGUGAGCGCCGUGGUGGCUGUGGAGGAGCACGUGGUGUCUGUGAGCCGGGAUGGGACCUUGAAAGUGUGGGACCAUCAGGGUGUGGAGCUGACCAGCAUCUGUGCUCACUCGGGACCCAUCAGCCACUGUGCAGCUGCCCUGGAGCCCCGCGCAGCUGGACAGCCUGGGUCAGAGCUUCUGGUGGCAACUGUUGGACUGGAUGGGGCCAUAAGGUUGUGGCAUCCCCUUUUGGUGUACCAAACACACAGCCUCCUGGGACACAGUGGCCCAGUCAAUGCAGCUGCUGUUUCAGAAACCUCAGGCCUCCUACUGACUACCUCAGAGGAUGGUACCAUACGGCUCUGGCAGGUACCUAAGGAAGCAGAUGACACAUACAUACCCAGGAGUUCCUCAGCCAUCACUGCUAUGGCCUGGGCACCAGAUGGUUCCAUGGCAGUGUCUGGAAAUCAAGCUGGGGAACUAAUCUUGUGGCAGGAAGCUAAGACUGUGGCCACAGCACAGGCUCCAGGCCACAUUGGUGCUCUGAUCUGGUACUCGGCACACACCUUCUUUGCGCUCAGUGCUGAUGAAAAAAUCAGCGAGUGGCAAGUGGAACUGCAGAAGGGUUCAACACUCGGAAAUUUCAGGAACACCUAUACAAGUCAUCCUAUGAUGCUGUACACCCACAAGGAAUAUGGUGUGUUUUUCCUGCAGCCCACGGAACAUGGAGUUCUUUUGACGCAAAAGGAAUCAGGAAAGUUUGAAGUGAGUCUGGAAUUUAAUCUGAAUUUAGAGAAUCCUACUAGGACCCUACUAUCCAUAACUCAGGCCAAACCUGAAUCUGAGUCCUCAUUUUUGUGUGCCAGCUCUGAUGGGAUGCUGUGGAACCUGGCCAAAUGCACCCCUGAAGGAGAAUGGGCCACAGGUAACAUAUGGCAAAAAGAAGUAAAAAUGCCCAAAACCCAAACUGAAGGGACAGACCCAUCUCUGUGCCAGGAAUCUCUAUGCCAGGAAUUAGAUACCAGCAUAAUUAGCUGUUCACCAGCCAUACAUCUAACAACGCGGCAACGUAGAAAGAUUCACUCGGGUUCUGUCACAGCCCUCCAUGUGCUGCCUGAAUUGCUGGUGACAGCUUCAAAGGACAGAGAUGUUAAGCUGUGGGAGAGACCCAGUAUGCAACUGCUGGGCCUGUUCCGAUGCGAAGGGGCAGUGAGCUGCCUGGAUCCUUGGCUGGGUCCUAAUUCUACCUUACAGCUUGCCGUGGGAGACACACAGGGCAAUGUAUACUUUCUGUCCUGGGAAUGA
Galeopterus variegatus (Sunda flying lemur) is the source of this 7707-nucleotide messenger RNA. It is a transcript of the gene TEP1, whose product is annotated as telomerase-associated protein 1. The transcript has 51 exons. The record is from RefSeq and is a predicted model, not a curated record. Gene Ontology annotation, molecular function: protein binding; telomerase activity; telomerase RNA binding. Gene Ontology annotation, cellular component: telomerase holoenzyme complex. Gene Ontology annotation, biological process: telomere maintenance via recombination. Lineage: Eukaryota; Metazoa; Chordata; Mammalia; Dermoptera; Cynocephalidae.